Molecule: messenger RNA, 3934 nt
Organism: Closterium sp. NIES-65
Lineage: Eukaryota; Viridiplantae; Streptophyta; Zygnematophyceae; Desmidiales; Closteriaceae
Source: the annotation of a GenBank genome assembly
UGUGUACAACGCGGACUUUGACGGGGACGAGAUGAAUGUGCAUCUGCCUCAGGACGCCCUGGGGCGAGCAGAAGCGUACUCGAUAGUAGACGCUGACUUACAGUACAUACUUCCCACCAACGGCCUGCCUGCCAGAGGGCUCAUUCAGGACCACAUCAUAGCAGCAACUCUCCUCACCUCACCAGGAACGCUGCUCACGCGCACAGAGUUCCAGCACCUGCUCUUCUCCGCCUGCAUCCCACCCCCCGACACCCCCUUCCAAUCCCCCCCUGCCAAACCCGCCACUGCCGCUCCUGCUGUCGCUGGUGCUGCUGGUGCAACAGCUGCUGCUGAUGGUGCUGCUGCUGCUGCUGCUGCUGUUCCCGCCGCUGCUGCUCCUGGUACUGCGGCUGUCAGUCCACCUCCUGCUGACGCCACCACCACUGCCACCACCACCAUAACCGCCGUCCCCCCUGCUUCCGCUACCGCCACUGUCGCACCAGCAGCCGCAUCAGCAGUGGAGCAGGCAGCAGUGGGCAUGGCAGCAGCAGCAGCAGCAGCAGCAGCAGGCACAAAAGCAGCGCCCAGAAUCCGCGCUCUUUCUGAUCCCGGUGCUGCCAUCACCAUGCCGCCCCCUGCUGUGUUGAAGCCGCACCUGCUGUGGACUGGCAAGCAGGUGAUCACGGCGCUGCUGCAGCUGCUGACGGAGGGGCAGCAACCAAUGACAAUGGAGGUGGCGUGCAAGGUGUCGGCGCGCUAUUGGGGGAAGGGCCGGCAGGAGGACGCGACACUGCGGGUGCGGGGCGGCGAGGUGGUGACAGGGGUGUUUGACAAGGCGCAGUUCGCCCGCUACGGCCUCGUGCACUGCUUUCAGGAGCUCUACGGCUGCCCUGCUGCCGGCAAGCUGCUCUCCUCGCUCAGCCGCCUCCUUACCACCUUCUUGCAGAUCCGCGGGUUUACCUGCGGCGUGGGCGAUUUGCUGUUAACAGCCCCGGCAGAGGCGGAGCGAGAGGCAAUCAUAUCGCGGGCGGACAGCAUUGGGGACCCGGUGCACGCUCAAUUUGUUGGGCUCACUGGGAAGAAGGCCGAGACUGCAAACAAGGAGUGGGUGAGGGAGCACGUGGCCCUGCAGCUGCGCACGCGAAAGGAUGCCGCCACAGCAGCGCUCGACAACCGAAUGACCUCCGCCCUCAGCAAGGUCACCACCGCCGCAACCUCCGCCGCGCUGCCCGACGGGCAGCUGAAACCUUUCCCGGCCAAUUGCAUGUCGCUGAUGACGGUCACGGGCGCCAAGGGCAGCGGUGUGAAUUUCAACCAGAUUGCGGUGCUGCUGGGUCAGCAGGAGCUGGAGGGGAAGCGUGUGCCAAGAAUGGCGUCGGGGAAGACUCUGCCUUGCUUUGAGGCGUGGAGCAGCGAGGCCAGAGCGGGCGGGUUCAUCGCGGAUCGGUUUCUCACUGGGUUGCGCCCGCAGGAGUACUACUUCCACUGCAUGGCAGGCAGAGACGGCCUGGUCGACACCACAGUCAAGACCUCCCGCAGUGGGUACCUGCAGCGGUGCCUGGUGAAGAACCUGGAGGGGCUGCGAGUGCACUACGACUACAGCGUGCGGGACAGCGAUGCAUCCAUCGUGCAGUUCCGAUACGGAGAAGAUGCCAUUGACACCAGCCGGACGUCGUUCCUCACCAACUUUGAAUUCAUCAAGGAGAAUGAGCAACAGGUGGCUUCGGCCCUCCGCUUGGACGAAGCCAAAACUCUCGGCCUUGAGACAAUGCCUCCUCGCGCCACUGCAGACCCAGCAGAAACAGCAACAGAGGCAGCAGAGGUGAUGGAUGUGGAGUGCCCAGGGUCGAAACUCGGUGUCGUUUCCCCCGCCUUUGAAGCUGCUUCCGAGAAGUUUCUGCAGUCGGCGGUUCUGGGGAAGGGCGCGAAGGGAGCCGGGAAGAAGGGGAAGAAGAAGGAUGCAGAGCGGUUGAGAGAGGUGCUGGAGAUGAAGUACCUGGCGUCUACUGUGCAGCCAGGGGAGCCGGUGGGGGUGCUGGCGGCUCAGUCAGUUGGGGAGCCCUCCACACAGAUGACGCUGAACACGUUCCACUUCGCAGGGCGAGGAGAGGCGAACGUGACUCUCGGCAUUCCCCGCCUGCGUGAGAUCCUCAUGACCGCUGCUCGCAACAUCUCCACGCCUGUCAUGGACUGCCCCUUGCUGCCCGGCCGCACCCUUUUUGAGACGUCUCAAAUCCUCAUGACAGCUGCUCGCAACAUCUCCACGCCUGUCAUGGACUGCCCCUUGCUGCCCGGCUGCACCCUUCGAGCAACAUCAGCCCGUUUCCUUCCACCCCCCUCCAACCCCUUCCAACCAUCCCCCUUCCACCUCCUUCCACCCUUUUCCAUCCCCUUCCACCUCCCUCCCUCCAGUGAGGACGCCCAGCACAUAGCCAACAAGCUCCGUCGGAUCACAAUGGCCGAACUGAUCUCAGCCAUCCAUGUGUCAGAGCGCACAAAUCUGGUGCAGAUCAACGGUGGAGAUCGCAACUCAAGGCGCUACAUCAUUCGCCUGGCCUUCCACCCCACCAGCCGCUACCCUGCCGAUCUUGACCUCAAGUUUGAAGAAAUCAAGGCCGCGUUCAGUUACGAGUUUGCUCCCAGGGUCGGGAAAGCUCUGGAGAGGGCUUUGGAUCGGGCUGGAGGUGGGGGUGUGGUUGUGAUGGCUGAGGGUCGUGGGGAGAAGGAAGGGGGUGAGGGAGAAGGGGAGGAUGGGGAGGGGGAAGGGGAGGUGGAGGCGAAGAGGAAAGGAGCGAAAGAGGGAGGGAAGAAGGGAGGGAUGGUGGAUGGGGAGGCGGAGGAAGAGGAGGAAGAGGAGGAGGGAGGGGAGGAGGAUGGGAAGGAUGCUGAGAAGGAGCGGGGGCAGGGGGAUGAUGAACAGGAAUAUGAGGAGGAAGAGGAGGAGGAAGAGGAGGAAGAGGAAGAGGAAGAGGAGGAAGAGGAGGAGGAAGCGGCAGAGGGAGAGGAGGGGGUGGAGCAGGCAGAGGGGGAGGGUAAGGUCUCUGUUAAGAAAGGGCCUGGUGAUGGUGGUAAAGUAAAGGUGGAAGGGGAGGAAGAGGAGGAAGAAGAGGAGGAAGAGGAAGACGAGGAAGAAGAAGAGGAGGUGGGAGCGGGUAAAGCAGCUGCUGCAGAAUCAGCAGGGGCAGCAGCAGCAGGAGGGAAGGGGAGGAAGGAGGAGGAUAGCAAGGCGAAGAAGACAAAGAAAGGGGAGAAAGGGGCAGGGCAAGAGGGGGAGAAGAAGACGAGGAAGAGGAGGAAGGAAAAGCAGGUGGCGGUGGCGACGGUGACAGGUGGCGACACGUGGAUGCAGAUGGAGCUGUCAGUGCCGGUGACGUCACCUGCUGUUCUCGUCCAUGAGAUUGUAGACAAGGUGGCAGCAGCAGUGGUGGUGCGGGCCACGCCAGGAGUGCAGCGCUGUGCUGCCUUGGAUCCAGCCUCCCCCGGCCAGCCGCCCCGCAUCCAAGUCGAGGGACUCAACUUUCCCGGCCUCUGGAACCUCGCCGUAUCAACCAUGGGGAAGCACGAUGAUGAGGGAGUGCUCGAUCUGAAUCGGCUCUCGACGAAUCACAUUGCGGCGGUUCUGACAACGCUUGGCGUGGAGGCUGCGCGCGCGACGAUCGUGAAGGAGGUUCGGGGCGUGUUCGGGAUGUACGGGAUCGCGGUGGACCCGAGGCAUUUGGGUCUGAUUGCGGAUUUUAUGACGUAUGAUGGCGGUUACCGCGCGUGUAACCGUAACGGGAUUGACGCGAACCCGUCGCCGAUUCUGAAGAUGAGUUUUGAGACGGCGACCAAGUUUUUGAUUAAUGCGGCGUCCAAGGGGCAGACGGAUCGGAUGGAGUCUCCGUCGUCGAGGAUUGCGCUUGGGAGGGUGGUGGAUGUUGGGAGUGGGUGCUUUGACCUCAUGCACAACCUGUAA